AUGGCUGAUAACUCGAGCUCAAAGGCCAGACCUCCCAUCUAUCCUACUGACCGCGAGGGAUUCUUCGAGAGAUUCCUUCGUCCUAGCUCCCAUAAAACCAAGACCGAGGACAAGGAGUAUGGGCAUGAGAGCGAGGCCAAAAAUCCAACCCAACCCCAAAAGCAGGAGUCUGAGAUGGAAAAACUCAAGGAUGAUCUAAAAGAGCACGAGAAGAAGUUCAAAGACUACAUUCACAAAGAUGAAGAGUUAAACGAAGAUGGACAUAUUUAUGCUGGAUUGAUGUAA
Penicillium malachiteum is the source of this 285-nucleotide messenger RNA. RefSeq lists its product as uncharacterized. Bases 1 to 285 code for a protein of 94 amino acids. NCBI's taxonomy places the organism in Eukaryota, Fungi, Ascomycota, Eurotiomycetes, Eurotiales, Aspergillaceae. The transcript is spliced from 2 exons. The record is from RefSeq and is a predicted model, not a curated record.